Messenger RNA from Otolemur garnettii (small-eared galago), 1640 nucleotides. It is a transcript of the gene CD244, whose product is annotated as CD244 molecule. Gene Ontology annotation, cellular component: external side of plasma membrane. Gene Ontology annotation, biological process: natural killer cell activation involved in immune response. The transcript has 9 exons. The record is from RefSeq and is a predicted model, not a curated record. Lineage: Eukaryota; Metazoa; Chordata; Mammalia; Primates; Galagidae. The coding region runs from base 1 to 1119 and encodes 372 amino acids. Gene Ontology annotation, molecular function: MHC class I protein binding.
AUGUGGAGGCCAGCUGUCACCCUCAUAAUUCUGCUGUUCCUUAAGACGCCCCAGUGCCAAGAAUGCCCAGGUUCAGCCACUGUUGUGGUUGGCCUCUCGGGAGAGUCUCUCCAGUUAAGGCCCAACAUCACACAGAGGAAGAUAUACUCUGUUGAAUGGAAGAGGCAGCUGCCCUCACAUUCAGCUUAUCAUCUCAUACUGACUUGGGAGAAUGGGCCCACGCCGAAUAAUGAAUCUUCAACUUUGAAUAAUUUCAACAAUAAAUUCAGCUUCAGAACCGAGAACUUGGCUCUUCUCAUUAACACAGCUCAGCAGCAGGACAGUGGCUCCUACUGCCUGGAGGUCACCAAUGAGUCUGGACAUGUUUGGACAGUCAAGUUCCAGGUUUCUGUAUUUGAUCGAGUUGAGAAACCACACCUGCAGUGGCAGGGGAAGGUCCUGGACAGAGGGAGAUGCCAAGUGUCUCUGUAUUGCUUGGUCUCCAGGGAUAGAAAUGUGACCUAUUCUUGGUACAGAGGGAACAAGCUAAUCCUCAAGGCAAGGAACCUCACCUACCUGGAGGAGGAGAUUGAUAAUAACACGUACACAUACACCUGCAUUGUCCACAAUCCUGUGAGCUGGAACAGUCAUUCCCUCAACCUCACUGCGAGUUGUCAGAAUGUCCACCAGGAAUUCAGACUUCGGCCCCUUUUGGUGACCACUGUGAUUCUAAUCACACUGCUCCUGGGCAGCCUUACCUGCUUCUGCAUGUGGAAGAGGAAGAGGAAGAGGAAGCAGCCAGAGACCAGCCCUGAGGAGUAUCUGACAAUUUAUGAAGAUGUCAAGGACCUGAAGACUACAAGAAACCAAAAGCAGAAGCCCAAGCAGAAUUCUCCUGAGAAUGAGAGCACCAUCUACUCUAUGAUCCAGGCCCAGUCUUCUGUUGCCACUUCACAAGAAACUCCGAACACAUUAUAUUCAUUUGUACAGCCUUCCAGAAAGUCUGGAUCCAAGAAGAGGAACCACAACCCACCCUUCAGUAGCACUGUUUAUGAAGAGGUUGGAAACAGAGAACCCAAAGCCCAGAACCCUGCUCGACUGAGCCGCAAAGAGUUGGAGAGCUUUGCUGUUUAUUCCUAGCUGCUGCCGGUGUUCCCGCCUUGCUGUCACAGCAGCAUCUGCUUUGGGAAUCAGCCUGCGAGUCUUUACAGAACAUGUGCUAGUCUGGAGAGGAUAUGAAAGUUUGUUCAUGGUCUAUAUUUUGUUUUGAAAAUAGCCAUUAUAAAAGCCAGGCUGUUAAAUAAUAUGGUCCAAUUUACAGAUCAGAUGAGAACGGGUAGAUUGGGUCAUUCACAAAAGACUAUUCCAAGUACUUGUAGUCUAUAAGGGCUGGUAUUGUUAUUAGAGUCCUUCCUCCCUGCUUUCUAGUCUGCUACUUGUCUCUCAUACCCCCAAUCUGGGAUGACUGUCUCUCUAGACCCUCUGCUGGCCCAGGCCCAUCUUCCAAAGCAAGAGGAUGGAAAGACAAUGGUGAAGCAGAGGGAGAGGAAAGACCUUCUUUGUGGGGCUGGGCUGCCUGGCUGUGAGUGGGCGGCUGGGUUCUCCAGGGGGCCAGGGCCUAGGGUUUACUCACAUGCAGAGCAAAAACCUUCCUCCCACCC